UCGUUGGCAACGGCGGAGGCUGGAGCGGGAAGGAUAUAACUAAGCUCUUGAUGUCAAAUCAAAACUAGUGUUUAUUUGGUACCCGGGAGAACUGGAAAUGCUCUCGCAGCUCAUAAUGAUGUGAAGCAAUAUGUUUUGUCGUUUUGACCUCCGGGAAACGGAGAAGGAGCUUUCUUCUGUGAUUCAGCUGUCUGUUUGCUAACAGCUAACAUAUCUAAAUGUACACUUAGGUUAGCUGCUCGAGUUUUAACAAGUUGGUCAACAGGUUGAUUUCCCAUUUGUGAUAUUCGGCUUCAAUGGCAUCCAAAGGUUGGCAGCAUCCUUAUGUCAACAUAUUUAAACAUGUCAGAGUUGAAGACUGGAAAAGGUCGGCAAAAGAGGGAGAUGUGUCAACAUACACGAACAAGACACUGAAGUGCUCAGUGUUCCAGAUCAGGGGUCCUGUUCCUGCCAACAGCUAUAUCCUGGUACCCAAAAACAGCAAUCAGUCUCUGGGGCUGACAGGGCGCUACUUCUACCUUCUCUUCAGACCUACCCCUGGCAAAUACUUUGUGGUUCACCUGGAUGUUUCUGCUGAGGAGGGCCAGGUGGUCCGUAUUUCCUUUUCCAACAUGUUCAAAGAGUUCAAGUCCACAGCUACCUGGCUUCAGUUUCCUUUCCUGUGCGGAGCUGCAAAGGAUUCAGUCUAUGAAAGCACAGCCAAAUCCGCAAGACAUGGUUUGGUGGGUCCAGCUCCCAUUUCAGUGCGUUGGACUUGUCUGAUGCUGGAUCUGCAGUACACCGUAUCGGUCUACCUCAACCGCUGCUACAGUCACGUGAAGAGCAUCAAGCUUUGUGCCAACAUGACAGUGAAAAACAUGUUUACUAGUGACCUUCUGCUAGAUCCAGGAGUUUCCUUCAGUGAAGCCAAGCUGAUGGGUCUGGCCUCUUCUCAGGGAACAGGUCCUAUGCCCAGAGACAUGUCAUUUCCUGUGCCCAAGGGAGGCUCCUGGCACGAGCUCUAUGAUUACAUCAGGUUUCCCUCAGAAGGAACAAAGUUACCAUUUGACUCCAUUCAAAAAGGCAGUCCCAGGCAUGAGGCUAGAUGUGUCUCCAAUCCAAGAAGCCCUAUUAGAGAGAAGGCUCGCUGUGUCAACCUCAGCAAACCAGUUCAGGACCGUGUGUCCCUCAUCCAGCAGAUUACCACUCCAAAAUCACUCCCGAGAAAUCAAACCCCCGUGGUGACCAAUAUACCCGAGCUGGGUUUAGUUUCCACUCAUCAGAAGGAUGACAGGCUUUGGAAUAAUGAUCACCAUCAUCAGCAGGAGUCAGCAUGCUCCAGUUCACAUGAGCUCACAUCCAGGCCACCCUGUGAAAGUGAUGAAGGGGGAUUUCACGUGUACGUGCAUGGAGAAGAAAGUGAAGAAGAGUUCAUUUGCACUCCUGUCCCACAUCCUGUCCAUCUAACAUCGUCCAAAGAAACCAGGCAGCAGAAACUGCUUCCAGACCCAAUUCUCAGGCUCAAUCGAAUCAUCGGCUUUGGAGGAGCCACUACUAAAUGUGCCCUGUGGACCAAAGCAGGUGAUGCAGUGGUGUAUCCGUGUCACGCAAUUAUCGUUUCUAUGAAGAUAUCCUCUAACCAGCAGAGAUUCUUCAUCGGUCACACUGAUAAGGUAUCUGCACUGGCUUUUAAUGGAAACACAACACUGCUGGCCUCAGCACAAACUGGCCACGGUGUAGUUCGAGUAUGGAACUACAACAAAGGAAACUGCCUGGCAAUGGUCAGGGUUCACGCUCAUUCAAUAUCUUCUCUCAGUUUCUCAUACGGAGGCGGUAUUCUCUGUGGAGUGGGUAAAGACAGCCACAGUAAAACAAUGGUGGUGGUGUGGAACACUCUGAACGUUAGUAAAGGUGGAGAGGUGACCAUCUUAGCCAAAGCACACACAGAUGUCGAUAUCCACACCAUAAAGGUUGCCUUCUUUGAUGAUACAAGGAUGGUGUCAUGUGGUCGUGACAACAUUCGCCUGUGGCGAGUGCGGAAUGGGUCCCUGCGCUCCUGUCCAGUCAACCUGGGUGAAUACCAUUCUAUGGACUUCACUGAUGUUGCCUUUGAGGAGGGAAACUCGUCCAAUUGGCACCUUGAUGAUCGAACACUAUUUGCCAGCAGUCGGAGUGGCUAUAUCUUUGAAAUUGACUACAGCAGAGUUGUUAUCAGAAAUGUCAGGAGGCUGUUGCCUGUACAGCAGCAGCAUGCAACCCGCAGAGACAAAUGGACUUUUUACACAGGUCCAGGUAUUGCUAUCAACAGCAUCAGUGUGUCCUCAUCAUUCUGCGCCACAGGCUCUGAAGAUGGCUUCCUGCGGCUCUGGCCACUUGAUUUUUCUGCCGUCUUCCUCGAGGCUGAGCACGAGGGACCUGUGAGCCUUGUGUCAGUCUCAUCAGACAGCCUUCAGGUCCUGGCAGGCACCUCUACUGGUAACCUGGGUUUCCUUGACGUGAGCAGCCGUGGUUACAACACACUGAUGAGGUCACAUACAGACACUGUGCUCGGUUUCAGUGUGGAUGGCAUUCGUCGACAUCUCACAACAGCCUCCUCCGAUGGCACAGUGCGCAUUUGGAAUAUGGAUUCCUUGCAUCAGUUGUAUGAUUUUGUGUCAGAGGACAGCCCCAGCUCAGUGGCCUUCCAUCCCAGCGAGCAGGUCUUCUCUUGUGGCUUCAGCUCCGGCAUCGUCAGAGUCUUUGACAUAUCCAGUGCCAAGCUGCUGGCUGAACACAAGCAGCACAGAGGUGAAGUGGUGGGUCUUGCCUUCUCUCCAGAUGGGGAGUUCAUGUACAGUGCCGACUCCCAGGGCUCUCUGGCACUUUACGACGCCUCUGAGGAAGACCACAGUGCGAUCAGAGUUGUGUGUAAUGUGGUGGCCCGAGGCACUGAGCGCGCUCCAGACGCCUUGACUGUGAGCAGUGACAGCCGCUGUCUGGCUUUUGUUGGUCCAUCGGAGUACAUUGUCACCAUCGCUGACGCCCGGUCAUUGGAUGAGUUGCUCCAUGUAGAUGUCAGUAUUUUGGACGUAGAGAGCCCCCGUCUUGAUUCUGCGCUAAAGGUCUGCUUCUCUCCGGCCUCCACUGAACACUUGUUGGUUGCCACAUCUGCUAACAAGAUCCUGUGGGUUAGCACCAAGACAGGUCGUCUGCUCCGAGAGGUGUCUAAGGUGCAGAAACACCAGUGCUCGUCCCUGGCUGUGAGUGAGGACAGUCGAUACCUGCUGACAGCAGGACACAAUGCUGUAAAAGUGUGGGAUUAUAACAUGCAGCUCAAUAUUAACUCGCAGAUGUUCAUAGGCCACAGUCAGGCCAUCCGCCAGGUGAGCUUCACCCCUGACCAGCUGGGUGUUGUCUCAGUUGGAGAUGCCAUAUUCCUCUGGGACUUCCUGGCACAUCCUGUUGACUCUUUGACUGAUAACCGUUCACCUCUCAGAGUAAGCCACAUCUCAACUCCUCGAUCAGUUCAACCAGGAGCUGAAGUGAGUCGAGUUCAGUUGUCCACUGGGAUGCCUCGACAGACAGCGCCUCUCCCCUCCUCACCACCACCACGACUGGAUGUCAGCACCCUUGACCAAGUUGACCAGGGGGUUUUGGGCUCCUUGUCUAUUUGUGAUGACACCACAACCGUCCCAGCUGUUCCAGUCCCAACCACUGGUUCACGUCCUUCCUCUGACCGCCGGCCUGCUGUUUCCUUCCUUAAGGUCACAGAGCUGGUCAACCCAUCUCCUCUGAAUACCAGUCAUAUGGAUGCUGUUGAGUUGAAAGGGAAGAAGCCAGUACGCCCUGAUUGUUACAGGCACUUUAUCCCUCGUUUCAAGAGCUCCACUCUUGAUCAGGCUGCCGUGGCUCCCCAACCAGGAGAAGAGGGCAUAAAGCUGAAAGCAGUGAUUGGCUAUAAUGGCAACGGGCGUGGCAAUAUGGUGUGGAGCCCUGACCAAGGUUUGUUUGCAUACUCAUGUGGCUGUGUGGUGGUGGUGGAGUACCUUCAUACAGGAAGUCAGAGACAUUUGCAGGGCCACAGCGAGGAGAUCUCCUGUCUGGCAGUCACAAAUGAUGCACAGACGGUGGCAUCAGCAGCUGGCGGCAGCAAUGGUAGCAAGAGCCUCAUCUGCAUUUGGGAUGUCCUGAGUGGAACUUGUCGUAAUACCAUCUCCUACCACAGGGGGGCGGUGCAAAGUCUUGCUUUCUCCAGGGAUGAUUGCUUCUUUCUCUCUGCUGGAGACUUUUCGGACCUAGAGGUGGCUCUGUGGAGCUGCAAGACCUUCCAGCUGCUGUCCAGUGUGAGUGUGUCAGGACCGAUCCAUGACGCAGCCUUCAGCCCCUCUGCAGCCAGCCAGCUUGCCUGUGUGGGCAGCGAAGGGGCUUACUUCUGCCUCAUCCAUACACAUGGCUUGGAUGUAGACCUCAAGGUCCAGAGGGUGAAAGCACCCGCAGAGGUGGGUGAUGUGGAGCUGACGGCUCUGUGCUAUCACGUGGACACCUUUCUCUUCACUGCCACCAAUCGAGGACAUGUUUGCGUCUGGGACGUUAACACACAGCAAUGCUUCAUGACCUGGGAAGCUGAUGAGGGGGAGAUUGGAAUGCUGCUGUGUCGAGGGAACCGUCUGUUGACAGGCAGCAACACCCGCUGGUUGAGAAUGUGGGAGGUAGAAGCUGUACAGGGCAUGAAGCCUCAGGCAAACGUCUGCAGUGGGGAAGACAGUGGGACCAUGGUGGUGUUGGAGCAGGAGAUAAUGCUGGAUGGGACAACGGUCAGUGCGGCAUUCGACAACACAAUGGACAUGGGUAUCGUUGGCACCACAGCGGGAACGCUCUGGUACAUCAACUGGUCAGACAACAGCAGUACCCGGCUGGUCAGCGGGCACAAGACCAAGGUGAAUGAUGUGGUGUUUAGCCCUGACGAGGGACAGUUUGCCACCUGCAGCGAGGACGGCAGUGUGAGGGUGUGGGCAGCACCCAGCAACGAACUGGUGGUGCAGUUCCAGGUGCUCAACCAGGCCUGUGGCUGUGUAUGCUGGAGCCCUUCUUCCAGUAAGGACAGUGUGUGUGUGGCUGCGGGAUACAGCGAUGGCACCCUGAGGAUCUUCCGACUUGCCUCCUCAGAGAUGGAGAUGAAGCUGCAUCCCCAUCGAGUGGUUGUCACUGCCAUCCAGUACUCUGCAAACGGUCAUGUGAUCCUUUCAGCCGGGAAGAAUGGUCUGGUGGCUGUCAGCAGCUCAGUGAAUGGAGCGACCAUCCGCGUCAUCAGGGACCACAAAGGAGCGCAGAUUACCACCAUCCAGUGUGUGAAUGAACAGUGCAAGAAUUUUGGACUGGAAGGAAAUGAGAUGUGGUUGGCUGCCAGUUCUGACAGACGCGUCAGUGUGUGGGCUGCUGAUUGGUGGAAGGACAAGUGUGAUCUGCUAGACUGGCUGACAUUUCCUGCCCCGGCCUAUUUUGGGGAUGAAAGCCCACCUCCCAGCCUGGCUGCUUUCUGCCCUGCAGACCCUAGUCUGGUGGUCUACACUGGCUACGGAGUGGAGAAAGAGCUGUCCUUCUACAGCCUUGUUAAAAAACAGAUAAUAAAAAAGAUUGCACUGCCCCACUGGGCCACAUGCAUCAGCCUCUCCGGUAAGAGUCAGCUCAUAGCUGUGGGAUCAAAAGAGCGAGUGUUGAAGUUGAUCAAGUCGACCAGCGGCAGGUUCCAGGACUUCUUGCAGCACAGUGACUCUCUGCAGACGUGCCACUUCUCUCCCUCUGGGACACUUCUUUUCACUGUGGCUUAUAAUGAGAUCCUGCUGUGGGAAGUGCAGGGCCUCUGAAGGCCUCUGAGAUCUGUUUUUAAACCUCAAACGGUGUAGGUUUAUCCCCUUUCACAUGUGCCUAGUGUAUAUCUUUACUUUGUCAUUUUAUUGUUCCGCAGAUUUUUUUUUUUAUUCAAAUAUUACUAGGUAAAUUGUUAUGAUUUGAGGAGAAGCUUUGUGUAAGAGUGAAGAUUAUGUUUUGUGUGUGAUUUUUAAAAUACAGCCGUUUUCUAACAUGUUGAAUGGAUUUGUUUUGUGUCCAGUCACUUCCAAUGUUUGAUUAUUUUUUUUUAGCUUUUCUUACUUUGAGUUUGAAUGUGUGUUUGAAUGUGUGUCCUGUCUGCUGUUUUUUCCAGUGGUAGAUAGGAUCUUGAAUUGAGGGCUACUCUGCAAUGGGAAGGAGUUUUAAUAAAAAGCAGCUUGUAAAAUUACAA
Molecule: messenger RNA, 6238 nt
Organism: Micropterus salmoides (largemouth bass)
Lineage: Eukaryota; Metazoa; Chordata; Actinopteri; Centrarchiformes; Centrarchidae
Gene: wdr90
Product: WD repeat domain 90
Exons: 43
Coding region: 297-5822 (1841 amino acids)
Cellular component (GO): centriole
Molecular function (GO): protein binding
Source: RefSeq, a predicted model, not a curated record